This is a messenger RNA of Tarenaya hassleriana, 2077 nucleotides long. Its product is annotated as glucan endo-1,3-beta-glucosidase 12. The transcript is spliced from 5 exons. Gene Ontology annotation, cellular component: plasma membrane. Gene Ontology annotation, biological process: carbohydrate metabolic process. The coding region runs from base 261 to 1868 and encodes 535 amino acids. Gene Ontology annotation, molecular function: hydrolase activity, hydrolyzing O-glycosyl compounds. NCBI's taxonomy places the organism in Eukaryota, Viridiplantae, Streptophyta, Magnoliopsida, Brassicales, Cleomaceae. The record is from RefSeq and is a predicted model, not a curated record.
AGAAAAUCGCGGAAUCGAGACCUUUCUAUAAACCCAAUUUUAAAAUGCCCUCUGAAAUCCGGAGCUCUGACACACUAACGCAAAAACCUCGCCUCUCCCUUUCUCUCUAGAACUCCGUGCUCUCACUACGGCUAGUAUUUAGAGAGAGAGACCUGCUGUUGCUCAGAGAACGUUACAUUCUGGGUUUUAGAGAGAGAAAGGAUCAGUGCGAAGUAAGAAACCAGAGAAAAGGAGUUAGAGAGAGAAAGAGAGAGAAGCAGAUGGGGAGGAAGCCAUGGAUGCUGAUCUUCUCUGUUUGUGUUCUGUCUCUGGUCUUUCUGGAUCUCAGUUCAGCAAGCACGAUAGGGAUAUGCUAUGGAAGAAACGCGGAUAAUCUCCCGAGCCCAGACAGAGUAUCUGAGCUGAUUCAACAACUUAGCAUCAAAUAUGUCCGAAUCUACGAUGCAAACAUUGAUGUUCUCAAAGCUUUCUCGAACACAGGCGUCGAACUGAUGAUCGGUGUCCCGAAUUCUGAUCUUCUGGCAUUUUCCCAGUUCCAAUCCAAUGUCGAUUCAUGGCUGAAGAACAAUAUCCUUCCGUAUUACCCGGCCACGAAGAUCAAUUACAUAUCUGUCGGUCUUGAAGUCACUGAGGCACCGGACAAUGCUACAGGUCUGGUCGUGCCUGCAAUGAGAAACAUUCAUACAGCUCUGAGGAAAGCCGGUUUGGACAAGAAGAUCAAAGUCUCCAGCUCGCAUUCCCUCGCUGUCCUGUCCCGUUCGUUCCCUCCUUCUUCGGGGGCAUUCGGUCGAAAGCACGAGGCUUUCUUGAAGCCGAUGCUCGAGUUCUUGGCCGAGAAUGAUUCCCCCUUCAUGAUCGACUUGUAUCCGUAUUACGCGUUCAGAGAUUCUGGGGGAAAAGUCCCGUUGGAAUACGCUCUCUUCCAGUCAUCUUCGCAAGUUGUUGAUCCUUCCACCGGUUUGCUGUACACAAACAUGUUCGAUGCUCAGCUCGACGCCAUCUAUUUCGCCUUAACGGCGAUGAACUUCCGUACCAUCAAGGUUAUGGUUACAGAGUCGGGCUGGCCGACAAAGGGUUCGCCCAGGGAGACAGCUGCUACACCCGAGAAUGCCGUGACUUACAACACUAACCUUAUUCGCCAUGUCAUCGGCGACUCGGGGACUCCUGCAAAGCCCGGGGAAGAGAUAGAUGUGUAUGUAUUCUCGCUGUUCAACGAGAAUCGUAAACCCGGGAUAGAGUCCGAGAGGAACUGGGGAUUGUAUUACCCGAAUGGUAGCAGCAUUUACAAGCUGGACUUCACGGGGAAAGAUACAACCGCCAUCGUUCCUCCUACGAAUUCUUCGAGCUCGGGUCCUACAAACCCUACUCCUCCCGGUGGUGGUAUCGGCACUAACAUAACCACCAUUGGGUCGGCGAAAAGAUGGUGCAUUGCUUCGUCUCAGGCUUCGGAAACAGAUCUGCAGAGCGGAUUGGACUGGGCGUGUGGCCCCGGGAAUGUGGACUGUUCGGCCAUUCAGGAGAGCCAGCCUUGUUUCGAGCCGGAUACCGUCCUUUCGCAUGCUUCUUACGCUUUCAAUACCUACUUCCAGCAGAACGGGGCUACUGAUAUCGCUUGUAACUUCAGCGGGAUCGGUGUUCUUAUCGACAGGGACCCUAGCUAUGAUAACUGCUUGUACAUGAUUGCUCCUGCCAUUACAGGAUUGAACAAAACCCUGUCGGGGAAUAUAACGGCCAUUGAUUCGCCCAUGGCUGCUCCGACAUCAAGCAGUGAAGCAUUCAGACAACGGGUUUCCAUCGCUAUCUCCGUUUUCCUGUCCUGCAUCGUGACCAUAUCAUUUCGGCUUUCGAACUCGGUUGCUCUGUUGUGACCUUGUGAGUCUGCUUUGAGAUGAGAGCUCUUCCUUCUUCCUGUUGUCCUGAAAUUGCUCCUCGCGUAUUGUCAUCAAACCAUCAGUAUGUAUAUUGUGAUUGGCAUUGCCUUUUUGAAACAUUUUAGCAUGUCAGCUAAUCCGGUUUAUGUUUGCUGAGUUUGGUUAUCAAACCAAACCGAGGUUUUAACCAGGUUAUUUUACCCGUA